GUAAAGAAACUUAGGAUGCAGUGGUACGAGCGAACACUACUAAAAUCUUUUGGUUUUAAGAUUAGAAGAGGUUGUGAAUUAAUGGCGCGCGGCUACCCUCCUCUCGAUCAGCUCCCAUGCACGCGCAAGCCCUAAUUAAGGAGCACUAUUUCAGAAGACCAGAGCUAGACAUGCGGCGGAUGAUGGUGGAAAUGUCCCUUUCCGACCAUGCGGCGGCUAUGGCGGCUCGGGCCAGUGAUGCCAUAUCAUUGCAGCAUUAAGGAAGUCUUUCUUCCAAAUGCUGGUGAUGAUCGCGGCCCUAGCCUUGGGAAACUUCAUUGGGGGGAGCUUGAAGAAUCAGGGGCCAUUCAUGCUUUUGAUCUCUCUUUUUGCUGCAUCGUCAGUAGCCAAGGGUUUGAUUGUUUGCAUGUUCAAGUUGAAGAGGGUUGGAAGGGAGUGGGAACACAGUUUGGACAGCGGUGGCAUUGGUCGUGACUUCCUCAAGGGGUACUACAUCAAAGCUUUCACCACAACUCUCUUGACUUUGAUGAUGAUUCCCAUUCUGCUGCUGCUGUUCCCAUAGAUCGAGCGCCCUACUCUAUAUCACCAUG
Cuscuta campestris is the source of this 590-nucleotide messenger RNA. Lineage: Eukaryota; Viridiplantae; Streptophyta; Magnoliopsida; Solanales; Convolvulaceae. The record is from the annotation of a GenBank genome assembly.